This is a messenger RNA of Aspergillus chevalieri, 1005 nucleotides long. Its product is annotated as thioredoxin-like protein 1. Bases 1 to 1005 code for a protein of 334 amino acids. The record is from RefSeq and is a predicted model, not a curated record. The transcript is spliced from 3 exons. NCBI's taxonomy places the organism in Eukaryota, Fungi, Ascomycota, Eurotiomycetes, Eurotiales, Aspergillaceae.
AUGUCAACACUAGUAAACAUCACCUCCAAGGAGCAAUUCAGCUCCCUCCUGACCUCAUCCGCCAUUGUCGUCGCAGACUUCUACGCGGACUGGUGCGGACCAUGCAAAGCUAUCGCCCCCGCCUACGAACAGCUGGCUCGACAGCUGACGCGCCCGAACCGGAUCACCUUUACCAAGAUCAACGUUGACCAGCAGCAAGAUAUUGCCAAGGCAUAUGGCGUGACUGCGAUGCCCACUUUCAUCGUCUUCGAACGAGGCCGUCCCGCAUCGACCGUCCGCGGCGCAGACCCCCGCAAACUCAACGAAGUCGUCCAGAAACUCGCCUCCGAAGCCGGCAAAGCAGAAUCCACCGGCGAAGGCGCCUCUGGUGGCUCCUCAGUAAGCGGUGGAAUCGGCUGGCUGGGCGCCUCCGUCCCCAAGGGCUACAGCGACAUCACAGACCAGGUCGAACCGAAGGGGCUGGAGCUACUGAACCGCGACUCUGCAUUCGCCCAGCCGCGCACAUUGUUCGAUACUUCGAAGCCGUCUGCUCUCUCUGGCGGAAAGGCCAAGGAAGGCAGCACUGCUGCGGACUGGGUGGAGAGUGACACGGAUGAGCAGUUGAUGCUGUACGUUGCGUUCCAGUCGAGGCUUAAGAUUCACUCGCUACAUGUUACUUCGUUGCCGCCUGCGGAUGGGGAGGAGGAUGAGCGUCCCAUGCAGCCUAAGACGAUCCAUGUGUAUGCAAACCGCUCGCAGGUGCUGGGCUUCGACGAGGCGGAGGAUAUCCCGCCUGUGCAGACAGUGACGAUUAACCCGGAGGAUUGGGAUAAGCAGACGGGGACGGCUAAGGUUGAGCUGCGGUUUGUCAAGUUCCAGAGCGUGAACUCGUUGGUGUUGUUCUUUGCGGAUGGGGAUGGGAACAGCGAGAAGCUGCGCGUGGACCGGAUUCGGAUCAUGGGUGAGGCGGGCGAGAAGAGGGAGAUGGGCAAGUUGGAGAAGAUUGGUGACGAGGUUGGCGAGUAA